AUGUCUGAACCGAGGAAUUUAAGUGACGAACCUAUUCUUGACUCAGGAGCAAGAUAUAAGGUUGGAGAGCCAUCUCAAGAUGAAAUUGAAGAUCAUCGAUCUAAAUUGUCUAUGAUUGCUGGAUUAUCUGUAAAUGAUGGUGUUGCUACCCUCAGUACACUACAAGGUAUUGGGUCCGGUCCUUCAGCACAUCGUCACCGAAGACGACGCAAACGUAUUGGAUCGAGUAACACAAGGGAAGAUAGUUCUAAAGCAUUUCCUACUAAUCCAAGUGAACAUGUCAUGUUUCUGUUGGGUGAAUGUGAUGGUGACGAUGAACAAACACAUCAGUUAUUCUGUGAAUUAGAUGAGUUAUGGAAUGAUCCAUCAGGAUCAGGAGAAACAGAGUGGCGAGAAGCCGCAAGAUGGAUAAAAUUUGAAGAAGAUGUUGAAGAGAAUGGUGAACGUUGGUCUAAACCUCAUGUGGCAACACUUCCAUUAUUCUCAUUAUUUGAAUUACGUAGUUGUUUAGCUAGUGGAGUUAUUAUGCUAAACUUAGAAAGUUAUACAAUGGAACAGAUUGCAGAUUUAGUAUUGAAUCUAUUAGUAUCAGAAGAACGUUUACCUUUGGAACAAAGAGAUCUACUAUUUGAUGUAUUACUACGUCGACAUGUUCAUUUGCAUGAAAGAUUACGACCUAAACUUAUCGGUAGAAGUGCAACAAAUCUUCCAUUAAUUCGAUCAUUAGCUGAUAUUGGUAAACGACAUUCAGCCAAAGAUGUUGAAAAAGCUGGUGAAACGCCCUAUCAUACAUCAUUAGCUAAAAUGCCUACACUGACUGGUAUGGAUUCUCUUGAUCCUGCAACAGCCGCACAUAUUACCGCUCAUGCACAAGCACAAACCUCGGGACCAUCUGAAGUUAUGUCUGGUAGUCUACAAGGAAAGUAUGAUUUACAUUUCUUAAAAAAAAUUGCCCCGGAUCAGAGACAUCGAAUAUCUUGGUGGGCGAAACCACCUUUCUGA
Molecule: messenger RNA, 1002 nt
Organism: Trichobilharzia regenti
Lineage: Eukaryota; Metazoa; Platyhelminthes; Trematoda; Strigeidida; Schistosomatidae
Source: the annotation of a GenBank genome assembly